Amphiprion ocellaris (clown anemonefish) is the source of this 1962-nucleotide messenger RNA. RefSeq names its product transmembrane and immunoglobulin domain containing 1. The transcript has 6 exons. Lineage: Eukaryota; Metazoa; Chordata; Actinopteri; Pomacentridae. The record is from RefSeq and is a predicted model, not a curated record. Bases 175 to 930 code for a protein of 251 amino acids.
AAACCCAAGAGAGGCAUUAUGAAAGUGUCCUGUGAAGCAUAUAAGAGCUACUGAAGACUCACACAGCCCUUCUCAUCCUCAUACACACCAGGAACACCGGAAGGAAAACGCAGACUACAUAUAAGAAGAAACCAUAGUUGACAGGUUCUUUCAAAAAAACAAAAAAAGAGCACAAUGAAGUUGAUUUUCAGAGCCUCACUCUUACAUUUGCUCCUGUACUGUGCGACUCACACAGCAUGUGUCAAUAUCGAAUCUGACCCAGUAGUCGACGGUGAGGGUCUUAUACAGGCGGAGUUGAACAACACUGUGUCACUGAAAUGUACCGUUGGUGGAGACACUCUGGACGAUGAAGAGCUGGUGUGGCUCAGAAAUGGUUUGACGGUCAAACUGAACGAAGAGAACAAGAAAGGUGCAAGCAGUGUGUGUGUUUCACCUGUCAUCUAUGACGACAAUGAGGCCACUUUUACUUGUCAACUGAAAAACAAUGCCACAGUUAAGGCCUCUGUCACCCUAAGAGUCACAUAUCCCCCAGAGUUGUCUGGGUCAGAGGAGGUUACAGUAGAAGAGGAGUCAAAGCUCGUCCUGAGCUGUGACAUCUGGGCCAAUCCACCGGUCUCAUCUGUGGUGUGGGCACUAAAUGGAAGCAUGGUGGAUCUAUUAGCAGGCGACUUCGUUGUGACCACGGACGGCUCUAUAAGCCAGCUGAUAGCCAGCAAAGUGGAGAGGAGCUUGCAUGAAGGCACAUAUCAGUGCACAGCAAAUUCUCCCAAAUAUGGAGCAUACAGCAAGACUUUCUACGUCACAGCGGCAGAUAAGACCAUGAAGUUCCCACUGAUGCCCAUGAUUGCAGCAAUUGUGGUGGUGAUCCUCACUGCAAUUCUUGCAAUUGUUUCACGGUGGAGGAAAAUCGCAAAGUGCUUCAAGAAAUAAAGACACCAACACUCCUUUUUUGUGUGCAGGACUACCGAUUUAUGUAACAGAGUUUUUAAUUUUACGUUGUAUUUGACAUUUUUUAAAGGAACGCUUUGACAUUUUGGAAAAUGCAUUUAUGGGCUUUCUUGCUGAGAGUUUGAAGACUGAUCUUAUUCUCAUAUCUGUCUGUUAAAUAUGAAGCUACAACCAGCUGUCUUCAGCACAAAGGCUGGAUUUGAAUGUAAAUAGCUAGCUGGGCUCUGCCCAAAGAGUAAAAUGCAAGCCUCAACAUAAAAACCACCUGCCCAGUAUUGCUUAGGUCUCUCUCCUGCUGUCUGGCUCCUGGACGUUGUAACUUCUGGGUUCUGUAGUUUGUGGGAUGAGGCCUGUUCAGGCUUGCUCAGGUGCAUCCUGCGAAUGCUUGGUCAGAUUGGUUCUUUGUUGUCUUCCUCGAGUCUUUUCUGAGCAGUUUUUGCAGUGUGUCCUACUCUUGGUCUGAAGCAACGUUUAGGUGGGGAAUACGUGUUAAAGCAACAUCCACAUGAAUGCAGGACCCAAGGUUUCCUAGCUGAACUUUACAUAGAGACAAAAUAAUCAGUGGUAUAGACUUGACUUCUAAAUGCAAAAUAUGUUAAUAAGUUUUAAAUGUGUUGGCUGAUUAGCUUUCAGCAGAUCUAUGCUAGCUGUUAUCAGUCUUUGUGCUAUGCUAAGCUAACUACCCAGUGGCGGUGGCUUCAUAUUUACUGUGCAAACAUAUGGUCACUCUUCUGAUGUAACUCUCUGCUGCAAAGCAAAAAAAAAGCAGAUUUUUCCCAAAAUAUCCUUCAAAAUCUGAUCAGAUGUUUUAUGCUACUGGCUAUGUACACAAUAUGCUAUUUAUUUAACCUAUGAUUAUGACAAGAGGAUCUCCUGAGUCUGCAGUAUGACAUUUAGCUUGUUACUUUUUAUUAUGUGAUGCACUUUGACCUUGAUGAUGAAGUGAGUUUUAAUGCUCCAUUUCCUCUUUUCUUGUUAAUAUCUUUGCAAUAAAAUAAACCAAACUGAAAAGUA